Pelobates cultripes (western spadefoot toad) is the source of this 16437-nucleotide messenger RNA. The record is from the annotation of a GenBank genome assembly. Lineage: Eukaryota; Metazoa; Chordata; Amphibia; Anura; Pelobatidae.
AUGACAGUGACUCGGCAGCCCCCAGAUACCAUUAUACCGCUAUUCAGACCAGGUGUCUCACUUAAAAUUGCAGAAACUGCAACUGCCACAGCUCGCGCCUUAGUGGAUGCCAACCUUCCCUUCUCGCUAGAAAAAAUACACACGAUCUUAUGGCAGAAGCUCACUACAUAUCUGUGGCAGCCUAUUCAGCAGGAACAAAUGGGGUAUCCUUUCCAGCGCUAUAUUUACAGCGAGGCUAACAAGGCAUUUGCCUUGGGAGGCAGUUUCAUGGGGGCGACAAAAAACGCAGCCACCCAAAUGCCCUGGCAGAUGCCCUGUUAGCCUCAUUUCAUGGGGUGACCCAAGAGCUGGCCGGCUGGCAACCUCAGGGCCCCCUCACCCCCCAAGGUGGGCAGCUGCUCUUCCUGCUCAGCUCCCUCGCGUGCUGCUUAGGGAUGCCGGGAGCCAGAAUAUGACGUCAAUCCGGCUCCGAGAAUCACUAAGCGGCCUUGAUAAAGGCAGCCAGGAGGUGCCAAAACGUUGGGGGAUAUUAGAUCCCGUCAGGCCAAUUCACCGGCAAGUGAACGAACCCCUCGAAACAGACAAACGCCCGUCAGCAGCAAGGAGCAGGACCACCGCGAAGCGUCUGCACAGCAAAACCACGAGGGAGGAAAAAUCCAGCGGUCGGCAAGUGCAAAGAAAACGGAGAAGCAACCAAGGAGACCGGACCACGUGGAUACAGGUGAGUGUGAGUGUAAGUCGCCAGACCAACUACAGUAAUGUGGGAGAGGACUGGAUGCCCUCAUGAAGGGGACCCAAGCCCCUCCCACAACUACAGGCCCAUCCUUAAAUAUACAAAACAACUCUAGACAGGGUCUUAGUACUGCCACAGUACACUGUGGAUGCAGACUGAAAUAGUAUAACAACAAAUGUUUAACACUGCUGGCAAGCCACCCCUGGGAAGAUGCAUUUCGGAAGGAUGCCUUCCUCUGGUGCAGAUCCAGCCCCGCAGUGUCCCUCUCCCUAUAAACAGGGUCCAUGUUAGGUUCCCACAUUGUUUGCAGGUAUAUCAAGUAACCGGACUUUCCGUCAUGUCAUAUGUAGACCCACUGAAACGGAAGUCAUGCGAUUUGAUAUGGAUGCAGGCCACUGAAUACAGAAUAGAACUGGAUACACCUAAAAACAAUGUGUGUACCUAAUAAGGACCGUGUUUAUAGGGAUAGGGACAUAAUGGGGCUGGGUUUUGUGGCUAGAUAACGGUGUUAAGUAUUUGUUUUUAUACGUUUGCAGCCUGCCUUCACUGUGUACUGUGACAAUAUUAAAUCCCUGUGCGCUAAUGAUAGAUAUAGUUCUGGGGUGCAUAAGUCACAUGUGCCAGAGGUGUAACUAGCCCCUUGCUCAAAAGUGCAGAAUACUCUGUAUGUGCAGCGUUUCUAGAAGCUGAAGUGGUCAUGGUGGCUUGAGUAACCCUUUAAUACUUCCCAAUAUUGGAAAAUAUACAAUGUUAUUAUUCGUUAUCAGUGAAAAUAAAUGUUACGUGUAAUAUAGUUUUAUUGUGUUUUAUUUGUAAUUAAAUAUUACUUAACCCCUUAAGGACACAACUUCUGGAAUAAAAGGGAAUAUUUCCAUCAUGUGUCCUUAAUGGGGUUAAUAAUCUUUUUAGUGCGUUUUCCUUUUGCUCUUUGGAGUAGGCCAUCUAGGUUAGAAGCAUCACUAAUCUGAUUGGACCAUGCAUAAAUUAAAUGUCUGAAACCACCCGAGAAUGUAUUUUUGGCUGCUUGGUGCUUGUAUAUGAUGUCAGGAUUCAUGCCAGCUCUUUAGAUUAUCUGCACUGGUCUUUUGGUCAGAUGCUCUGGGCUUUCAAAAAAAGAGGACUAAAAGCUGUUGGCUUCCAGACAGCAAGGGUAUGCUAAUAGAUACAGUGUAAAGAAGCAUUCACUUAUACAAUACUGUCAUAAAUGCAAUCUUUUAUUUUAAAUACUAAAAAAUAAAUACCAUUUCCUUGAUAACCCCGAUAAGAGAAAAGGGAAAAAAAGAUGGUCAAAGAUGACAACAGAAAAAGAUAAAAAAACUACAAGCAUUCUAAGCAUCUAACAUUUUUUAAAACAUGUCUCUAUUACGUAUACUUAUCUCAACGUAAACAGGGUCCAUUCUGACCAAUCCGAUGCUAUAACUCUUAACUCCUCCACCAACCUCUUACCAAAUCACCUACUGUCCCAAAAGUUGCAAACUCAAGCAGUAAAUUUGACUUAUGUAUGGAAAAUGAUCAUUCAUGGUACUUUUAAAAUGGCUUUUCUUUACAUCAAUAUUUUUCAAUAAGCUGUUUACACUAAAUUUGCAUCAAACGUAUACCUGUGACCUAUUUAUGAGAGUUAUUCUAUAAAUGUCUAUUUUUGUUACAACACCAACAUGUAUGAAGAAAGUAUGUAAAAAGUAAUAUUAACGAAAAACCCCUUUUAACAAUUUCCUAUAAAUAAGCAUUUGUUUUACAAUGUAAGGAUUAUAAUUUCCUUGAACCUGUUUCCAUUAUAAUAAGCAAAGCAGAAAUUCCCCACCCUUUGCAAUGGAAUGGCCCUCGAGUUACGAAAGGGUGGGUCGCCUCUCAGCAGGUAUAAAACCAUUUGCUUCUGCAACUUUAUACCACUGACUUGACAACUGCAGCCAGCCCUCGUCUGCUCAUCAUCUGCUAUCCAAAACCACGACAUGCGAUCUGUAAAACACUUAGUUACUGCAGCUCUGAUCCUCUUUCUCUUGCUACAGUCUUCUGAUGGUAAGAUUACUUAAAAAAGAAAUGAAAAGAUUUUUUUUCUUCUUUGUAUGUUUUAUGUCAGUUUUCAUAUUAGCUACAUAUUAUUUUUUUAUUUACCUUUAGCUUGCAAGUUUUGUAUUUCUUUCCCCAGUUUCCCUAAUUAUUGCUAUACAUUUAUACAUAAUCAAUGCGGUUUUUGUUCAUUUUUCCGACAACAUAGUUGUUUUUCCAGGUCUGAUAACUGAGUAUAUUUUUGCAUUUUCAUGUAUUUUUGUUUUAAUUGCACUUCAUUAACAAACUACCUACAAUUCAAUCUUUGUAAUCAGUUUUUUCUCUCUUAGACACUGGUGUUACCGAGUAUAUAUAGAACUUUAUGAGUCUUUAUUAACCUUAAAUCCAAAACUACAUUAUCAUUUUAAAUGAGUUUUAAUUUAUUAAUUUAAAAUCCAAAAACUUAAUUUGUAUUCCUUUACUACAGAGAUUUCAUAUUUCGGUGCCACGCUUUUAAAAGCACCCCAGGGUUAUUCUACAAAGAGCAAGUGUAAACAUGUCUAUUCUAAAACAUUCUUCAUAGAAAACAUUAAAUGUAGACAAAAGUUACAUUAAAACACAUUAAAAAUGGAAAGUAUAUAUAUAUAUAUAUAUAUAUAUAUAUAUAUAAAAUAUAUAUAUAAGCCAGCUAUACUUCCAGUAACUUGUAAAUUAGCUAUGAAUUCACUUUGAAUUCUCACUUUACUGAAUAACCCUAUCCCUGACACUAUUGAAUGAUUUGGUCACGACGAUUUACUGCACCACUUAUGGCAUGAUCAAAUCUUACUUAGCCAGAGAAUGGCUUUUUGAUCGCUCUCAUGAUGCUCAGGGCCCACAAUGCCCAAAGUUAACUGUUUUUUAUGGCACACGUCUUCUCUACGGACUGGGAAUUUUCAACCCAGGGUAUAGAUGUUUUUUACAGUGCUAUACGAUGAUGCAUGGAAUUUUUCUGUUGACGAAACCAUUUAAAGAAUAAAUUAUUUUCAGACAAAAACGUAAAGGGUUUCUCUGUGCCAAUUUUUCCCAAACCAUUCCUCAUGGCAAAGCAACUGUCCAGGUUUGGUCUAAAAUCUACAAAUCCUAGAUUUGCUAUAAUGUGAGUUUUAUAUGUGAGUUUUAUUAUUACAUUCUCAACGAUUUUCAUUUUGUUACACAGGACUUCGGGAUAAUUUUAUGUCGUGCUGCACUCAGCUGGCCAAACGUAUCCCCAAAAACAUGCUACAGCAAGUGACCAAGGUCCAUUUCCAAAAGAAGGAUGGUAUCUGCAAUCUACAAGCCAUCGUGUAAGUGUUUAAAAGGUCAUGUGGUAUAUGGACACAUGGGGACUUUGUAAUUAUAUAAAAAAAAUCCAUGGCAGCAGUUCUCAACAUGUGGUACGUAUAUGUGUGUAUCUAAAUAUUUAUAUAUAUAUCAAUAUAUAUAUACACACACACUGACACAACACACAUGCAAAUACACAGACACACACUGACACAUAUGCAGAUACAAAGACACAGACAAAAACACUGACAUGCAUAUAGUUACAGAGACACUGAUACACACACUGAUACACAUACAGAUACACAGACAUACAGAAACAAACAGUGACACACAUAUAGAAACACAGACACACACACUGACCCACACAAACAUAUACAUAUAUAUAUACAUUUAUUCCUGGUGCAGAGGAGAAGCAGGGGGAGCCUGGGGCAGAAUAAGAACAGAAGAGUCUGGGGUGGAGGAGAAGCAAGGGGAACCUGGGGCAGAGGAGAAGCAGGGCAGCUUGAGCAGAGGAAGAGCAGGGGAGUCUGGAACAGAGGAAGAGCAGGGGAGACUGGAACAGAGGAAGAGCGGGGGGGGCCUGGAACAGAGGAAGAAUAAGGGAGCCUGGAACAGAGGAAGAGGAAGGGAGCCUGGAACAGAGGAAGAUCAGAGGGUAGGGGGCUAGAACAGAGGAAGAGGAAGGGAGCCUGGAACAGAGGAAGAGCAGGGGAGUCUGGGCAGAAGAGAAGCAGGAAACCUAGGGCAGAGAAAAUGGAGAGAUGGGGCAGAGAAAAUGCAUACAUUUGAAAUAAAAGCAACUGUAUUAAUUGCAAACAUUUUUCAUAUAUGAGGCCACAUUAUGGAAAUAAGCUGCCAAUCGGUACACAAGUAAAAAAAAAAAAAAAAGAGCUGGGAACCGCUGCUUUAUAGGAUUCAUGCGAAAUUGCUAUUUUUGUAUUUCUAUAUUCUCUGUUUAGUUGUGAUGUUGAUUAUUCAAGAUACAAAUAGAAGCUGGUAUGCCUUUUCUAAGGUUAAUAGAGAACUGUAAUGUCCUGGAAUGUAUAAUAUUAAGAUUACUAUAUUGUCCAUAUUUAACAAAUAUGUAUUUUGAGAUGUGUGAAAAAUAAAUUAAAAUGUACCUGUCAUGACAUAUCCAACAUUAAAACAUAUGUAAAUUGUGCUAGAAGGAAUGCUAGAAAAUGUAUACAUUUUAAUUUCAUGUCCUUUGAAAGUUUGGUCCAUACCCCACAUGUCAAUCAAUCUUCAGCAUUAGCCCUGUAUGCCUGUGGAAUGUUGGUUUAAGCAGAGGAUUGUAUUCUGCGCAUGCACCGUUUUAUUUUGAGUCUUGUGCACCCUUGUGAUAUAGGCAUGGGUAGUCCUUUAUUUGGUGGUUCCCUGGAACCCUUUUUUAAAUCUAGGAGUUGGCCGGUGAAGGUGUUUUCUCCUUUGUUGGAACCAUGCACGCCAGUAGCUUUAAGCGCUUUGCGCCUUUUCCUUUAAGUUGAGGCGCUCACCAAGAAAGGGGCUGUUCCCUGUUUCUUCGUGUAUAUGGCAGACACACUUUUGUGAGGUCUCUGUAUGGGUCAGGAGCUUUGCGCAUGCACAUUCUUGCGCCAUUUUAUUAUUUGAAUACAUUGUAUUAUUUGUACCUGCACAUUUAGAGCAGAAGGAAUUUCUGCUUGCGUCCACCUUCGGUUAAAAUGCUCCGUAUGUGUUUCAUACGUGCUCUGGGCUGGUUCUUUUUUUCGUUUUUAUUAUAUGUAUUUGAUGCAUCUUAUUACCUACCUCCAAUUCUCUCCUGCAAAUUGACACAAGGGGCCAAGUAAUAACUUACUUUGUUGCUCUAUUUUGAUUGGUUUAUGAUGCGAUGUGUGUAUAAUUAUGCAUUUUGUUUUUAUGUGGUACUAGCUUAACAAAGACCUUGAAACAUUGUUUUGAUCUAAUAAAUCUGCUUUAUCUUUCAACCUUGUGAGUGCCUAAAGCCCCUUCUUCUAUGUACCAUAUGCUAAAUAUUAGCAGCUCCUGCUUCAGUAGACGGCAUGCACCAUGUGGUUUCCAGGAAUUGAGUGCGGUAUCUCUUCUGUGUUAAGCAAGGGAUUGACGCUGAUGUUCUGGCACUAAGCUAGACUGUCAGCAUCAUCAGUAUUGAUUUGCUUGUGACAGUGUCCCCAAGUGGGACAAACUGCGGCAAAGAGAGGGCAGCAGCAGACGAUGGGUAUUACAACAGAGUAACAAGCACUGCCCUCCAAGAAUGGGGCAGUGUUUAACAAACUGUCGAACCUAUAUGUUCUGGGGUUUAUGUAGACCUUGCCUUAUCCUUGCCAUGUGUAUCCACUAAAACUAACAGAAAGGCAACAAAAUAAAGAAGAUAACAUUAGUUGUAAAUAAUAGUUUCCAGCACUAUUGCAGUUUGGCACCAGUGUUACUAAUAGACUAUCAGCACUAAAUCAUAUAGAUUAAAAAAGAAAAAAAGCACAGAUUACAGUCUGUACUCACAAGUGAAAUCCUAUUUAUUUGCAGAGUAUCGGUGAGCAACUCAAACAUUUUAGGGAAAACAUCUCUCCCUCAGUGAAAAUAGCCACUAUGGUGGAGACUCCUUGUCUAUGGCUUCUACGGGGAAAAAACAGGCAAGGGGAAAAAAAAGAGUCCAAAGGAUCUCUGUUUGAUCAAACAUGUGUGCGUUGCCAUGUGUGUGGAGUUUUUAAUCAUCUUAUUGGUACUCACCAGUUUGCACCCUGGUCUUAGAACUCAUUUACUUUAUGCUCCUUAUCUACAAGGCUCAGCAAUGUCCAACCAAAGCACUAUAGCAGCUACGUUAUCUCCCUGUACAUGUUCGCUUCCCAAUAAAAGAAUAUAUUUAACAAUGAUGCCAGACUGUGAAGGGGAUGACGUCAGCUUCCAGUCAUAUAAAAUGUGAAACACUUCCUCAGGAAUCUCUUUACAGUUUGAAUGUAUUAUGACCUUAAGGUUUCUGUUACAGUAAUGUAUACGUGCUGCCAGUUAAUGUAGCCCAACCAUUUUGGAUUAAAUUUGAUUAUUUCCAACAUAGUCAUUGAUUUAUUAAGAUUUCCAAAUGAUUCAAUACAGUUAGAAACAUUUUCUAAAUGACUUAUCAACAGCAUUCACCAUUAAAGUUGAUGAAAAUGUUAUGUAGAUAAAUCCUUUCUAAAGCGUUUCUAACAGUAUGGAAUCAUCUGGAAAGCUCCAAGCUUUGCAGCAUUUUAGCCCGCUCUACAUUUAAAAUUUCCUGCGGACAUCUUCAGGUUUUGUUGUAAAUGUUUCCUGAUGAACCUUGGAUUGACAUUUGGGUGGACUUUGCAGAGAAGUUAGCAAACUCCUAAGGUAACGCGUUUGUGGUUGGCGACCUCUUUUGCCUUUUUUUGUCGACACAAGAAGAUGACAAAGAUACUCAAGGAAGAUUUGUAGGGUUAUUUGUUCUGGUAUAUGUCUGACAGGUUGUUGUUACUCAACUUCUCCUACCCUAACCACUGAAGUCUAACCAGACAGAACUAACCAAACCAAAGACUGUAGCAGUAGAUUUUAAUCUUCUGUAACAACGAAUGGAAUAACAGAGUGUCACUGCUUCCCCUAGCUCAGUGGUGGCGAACCGGUGGCACGCCGCGCCCCCUCUGUGGGCACGCGGCCAUAGGUCGCCGUGCGCUCCGCCGGCGCAUCCAUAAGGCGGCACAAGUGGCCGCCUUAGGGCGCACCGGCCCGGCGGGCGCAAAGCCGGAGUGACCGGCAGGAGGUGCGUCCAUAGCGCAGAGCGCUCCCUCCUGCCAGGCGCUCUGUGUAGCGUGGCCAAGCACACCGCGGUACAGGAACUUAUGUUUCCUGUACCUGGGCGGACGGAAAUGAAGUGCUCACAGAGAGAGCACUUCCUGUCCUCCGGGUACAGGAGACUGAGCUCCGCAGCGCUCGGCCACGCUACAAGGUAGGAGACUGAGGGAGAGAUUGGGGGGGGGGAGACUGAGGGAGAGGAGGAGGGGGGGGGAGACUGAGGGAGGAGAGGAGGGGGGAGACCGAGGAGAGAUGGGGGGAGGGAGACCGAGGGAGAGGUGGGGUGGAGGACUGAGGAGAGAUGGGGGGAGGAGACUGAGGGAGAGAUGGGGAGGAGGAGACUGAGGGAGAGAUGGGGGGAAGGAGACUGAUGGGGAAGGAGACUGAGGGAGAGAUGGGGGGAAGGAGACUGAGGGAGAGAUGGGGGGAAGGAGACUGAGGGGAGAGAGAUGGGGGGAUGGGAGGAGGGGGGGACAGAGAGGGGGGACGACAUACACACAGCACCCCUGCCCUACACAUAUCACCCCACAAAAAGACACACACACACACACACCACCCCCCCCACACACAAACACACCACCCCACACACAAACACCCCACCCACACACAUCACUCCACCCACAAACACAUACACUGUACCCCUCAAUGCAGUGUGUGAACACUCAGCAGUCUGUCUGUGUGUGUACACUCAGCAGUCUGUCUGUGUGUACACUCAGCAGUCUGUUUGUGUGUGUACACUCAGCAGUCUGUCUGUGUGUGUGUGUAUUUAGCAGUCUGUGUGUGUGUAUUUAGCAGUCUGUGUGUGUGUAUUUAGCAGUCUGUGUGUGUAUUCAGCAGACUGUGUACUCAGUAGUCUGCUAAAUACAGACAGACUGCUAAGUACACAGACAGACUGCUAAAUACACAAACAGACAGACUGCCGAGCACACACACAAACUGCUUAAUACACACACAGAGAUGUUAAUUAGUUCGGACAACUGUAUGAGUUGUUUUUUCUAAACUUAAACCUCAGUAUUCAGGUUUAAAUGCCGUUUUGGCACUUUGAGGGGAAAAAAUUGGCAUGUAUUACGGUUUGGGCACUCUGGCUCAAAAAGGUUCGCCAUCACUGCCCUAGCUGAUUUAUUAGUUGAUAAUUCCUUUAAUAAUUAUCUCUCAAGACUGUUCAUAGAUGCAAGCAUGAGCAAAUCAACGUAUUGGGAAUCUGUGUGCUCAAUGGAAGUAAACAAAAACCUACGGGAUGACACAGUUCACAAAAAAAACGUUUCUUGAUUUUUAUUAUCAGUCAGGUCCUUUUGCCACCCAAUAGAUUUAAUGUGGCUGUCGGCCAAAAAAUAUAAAACUGCCAUUCCACUGAGGUGUGUUUCAAAUGGUAACUGCUUGGGAAUUCCAGACACAUUCCUUGUGGUGCAUCUUGAAGUCUGUAAUUGCUAUUCUCAAAUAAGAUUUAAGGUUAUGUCUUUCAUAUUUUGGGGUACUAAGGCUAUAUGGAAAUACUGUGAUGGAAUUGGAGAGAGGCUUGGCAUGAAACCACCUCCUAUUAGUAGGGAGCCAGAGGGGACCCCAUUUCCUUUUAGAAUGUUUUUUUUUUUUUUUUUUUAACAAAUAAUUUGGAUUUUUUACUAGCAGAGAACUUUAAAUAUGUAAAAAAGCAGUAAUUUGAGAUCAAUUUGUUUAACCCCUUAAGGACACAUGACAUGUGUGACAUGUUAUGAUUCCCUUUUAUUCCAGAAGUUUGGUCCUUAAGUGGUUAAACUUUUUCUUGGCUCUUUUUCCCCACUUUUUUUUAGCAAACACUGAAUGCUUCUGAUUUGCAAAUGCAUUUCAAGACUAGAGUGUGACCUGUUUACUGAAUUCCUGCAUUUUAAAUUCUAGGAUUGUCUCCAAGGAGGCACAAGUAGAGGCUGAUUCAAACAUCAUACAUAAGCCUGCCCAAAAUUUGCUUCUCUUCUUUUAUCUUAUGAUCUGUAAUUUCAAAAGUAUUUUGUUUUCAUAUGCCAAAAUGUGAGGUCUUGGAAGGUGAGGUGCAGUGAUUUAUCUUUUCUACUAAAUAAAAGCAUAUUCCACUUACUGACAAUCACUGACAACAGUGUAUAGCAAACACGUCUAACAGGGUUAUUUACCAAAGUUAGAAUUUAAAGUGAAUUCAGAGAGAAUUUCAAAUUCAAAACCAUUAAUUAAUGUUUCCAUUUUGACUAUUUUGACCUUCAAUUUGAAAUUUUCAUUUUAAAUCAGAAUGAAGAAUAGAAUAGAUUGAUAUACUGUACAACAGGUUAUCAGUCCAGGUUACUUUGCAAAGUUCUUUCUAUCAUUACGCUUUAGAUUAAAACAUGUUUCAUGUUUUCCUGUAAAUAAUCACUAUGCACACAAUAGUGUAGUGAAAACGUAAUUCUUUUUUAUUUUAAUUUUAUUUAUUUUUUGGAGACGCUGGGAUGGAUUUUGUCAAUCUGUAUUUUAUUUAUUCUUACAGAAGGAAGAAAUGGAGUUAGCCAUAAUAUAUCAUGGGUGCAGUAUAAGCCAACAAUGACAUAAACUCCUAUGCAGAAACUACCUCAUUUUUUUGUAUAUUUAUUUUUCCCAAGAAAAAAAAUGCAGGAGAGAUAAUCAGAGGAGGGACAAAAAAAGGAAAACAUAUGUUGAACACAGUUCUACAUUACAUACUGUCUACGUUAAAACAGAAAGCUGUAUGUGAGUGUAAGAGGUAAAACCACUGAAAGUAUUGGGUCAAUUAACGAGUAAGUGUUAUAGCAAGACAUGCAAACAAGUAAAGCGAUACAAGCUAAGGCCUAUAUGAUUAUGCCGUAUUACAUCCUGGUGCCUGUCAUUUGCCCAGUAUAGCUAUGCAAGGGUAAACUAAAACAUAAUGCAAAUUAAAAGGUGUGUGGUGUCAUCAGUAUGGUGUGGGAGCAUAUGUGGGUCAUGGGUAUAGAUAUCUGCUAGCUUAAUAGCUGCGUGAGUGGUGCUUGCAGUCCAUGUGGAGGGCAGUUCAGCCUAUGUCCCGAGAUGGGAGGCCAGUGGCAGGUGGAUGCAUAAGUCCAUCGUGUCUUAGCGGGGGGCUCCAUUGGCUCCCAGUGUGUGGGCACGUCCACUCCGCUCCUCCAGGAGACACACAGUAGCCCACCAUGGGAGUAAGGCCCUGGAAGCAUCUCAGGGUGCACCAGCAGCCCUUCCCAGCGUGGAUUCUGUAAGAGUGCUAAAUCUGCAGAUAUGAGCGAGCCACGGCUGCCGCUUGUUCCCCGAGCUUGUUGGGGACUCUCGCUGGUUGCGUGGGUGAGGCCUCACCUUGUGGCAGUGACCAGCAUGCUGGGUCCGUGGGACAAGAUCUCCGACAAGAGCUCUUCCAAACAUGCCCAGAAACUGGCAAACACAGCCUCCAGAGAUACCACGAUGUUGCUGCUAUGUGCAGGUAACUCAGUAGAGUCAGAGGCCUUGUUCUUUGAUGUCUGAGUGCUUGCUCCCACAUAUUCAGUCAGUACAGGCCAUUCACCAUGUCCUCGUAUGGUGGCCAUCUUGGGACGCACGAGGCUGGGAUUCAGUGCAGGCCCGUCUGUUACUAACCGUGGCCAGAUCAGUGCGGACCGGGAUAUCCCUCGCCGGUCAAUGGAGGUAACUGGACUGUAGAUAGUGCUCACCGGGUCUGGAGAUUGGCCUCUUUCCCCGGGUUGCAAGGCUGCAGAUCCAGCAUGGGGUGAGUGCUUGUCUGACCGAGUUUAUCUGGGCACCGGACGGUGCAGGCUUAGUGAAGGACGGCCAGCUGCUGAAAGCAAUUGUUGUCUGCGUUGCUAAAGUGCGAUAUAGCCGGUAUAUGAAGCUUGUAUGGCCGGGGCUAACAGAAUGUGCGUCCAGCCAUCUUGAGUGUCAGGCCCCGCCCCCCAAAAACUUAAUUCUUAAUGUCUAUGCUUAUUCUUUCUUCAUUGGUUAUUAUCUUCCAAAACUAAAGGGUUGUGGUCAUAUCAUAUAAAAAUCUAAUAAUAGUUUCCGGCAUGGCAUUGUCAUCUGUUUAUGUGUAGAAGAUGAAUGCAAAUGGAAAGUAUAAAAUCUGAUCACUUUCUCACUGGAAUUCAGUUAUGUUUAUGAAGCAGUGCAAAGCAGUUCUGGGCCUGUCCAUGUGACACUAAUUGUAGAUCGACAUCUCUAAUAUAGCAAAGCGUAAGACAUUGAAUUUCAAAACUCGGGUCCCAACAUGUCUGGGACUUCAUAAAACACACACUGUAUUAAUUCUUAUUGGUGGAACGUUCUAAACACCGUAGCCACAUUGACUGCUAAGAGACGCCCUCUUGGGAGGACAGCACUCAAAUACUCCUUACACCAUAACAAUUACAAUAAGGAGCACCACAGUGUCCCUUUAAUAUAGUAAGUUAGUAUAAUGGUGUCGGUCUUACACUUGUGCAAACAAUGUAUUUUAUUUUGCUUCAAAAGAAAAAACAUUUUGUACAUGUUAACCUUUGUGCGUCUGAACCUUUUUUGAGAAUUUUUGGAGUUUUAGGAGUAAGCACUUUUUCUAACUAUGGCCUUGAUUUCAUAUUUUUGAUUAAAUUUUCAAAUGAUUUAAUAUUUUUGGAUAAACUUUUUAAAGAAUUUUUUCAAAAAUAUUAAAUUAUAAAAAAUAUAUAAUAUGUAAAAAAUAUAUCAGUUUUCAUAAUAUUAAAUAAUUUUAAAAAUGUACGUGUCAGAGAUGGUACAUGUAUGGAACUCAAGAGACAAGUGACUGCAAAAGACAGCAAAGAAAAAGGCAAGAAACAAAAUUAGUCUCAAUAUGUAGAGUGAAGUUAAAUGUGGUUUUAGCAGAUCACUGAGGUAGGAAACAGGUUAAAACAUUAUUUAAGAUGUUAAAACAUUAUUUCGGUAAUUUUCUUUCAGAUUGUGUUUUAUUCGAGUUUAUACAGAUACACCUUUUCCGUUUUCUAGAUAUAGCUAUGAGUGUACAGAGAAGUUGGGGUUGCUGGUAUUCUGUCAGUGGUGCGGUCGGUAGGCCCAAUAGCUUCAGGAAAACCUCUGGGUCAUCUGAUGAGGUUAGCGUGAGGAUGUCAUCCCCAAGUGUCACCUGAAGUAAUUCCUCCACUCCCCAGUGGUAUUUAAUGGAGCCCUCUCCUAGCCGCCUAGCCACCAGGACUGGUGUCCUCUUAUCACCUAGAACAGUGAUGGCGAACCUUUUUGAGCCCGAGUGCCCAAACCGUAAUACAUGCCAAUUUUUUCCCCUCAAAGUGCCAAAACGGCAUUUAAACCUGAAUACUGAGGUUUAAGUUUAGAAAAAACAACUCAUACAGUUGUCCGAACUAAUUAACAUCUCUGUGUGUGUAUUAAGCAGUUUGUGUGUGUGCUCGGCAGUCUGUCUGUAUGUGUAUUUAGCAGUCUGUCUGUGUACUUAGCAGUCUGUCUGUAUUUAGCAUUUCAUUUGGGCAUUUCUAAUGAGGUCACCACUCGACUUAGCUGUUGUACCUGUGAGGUAAGCUCUGUUAUCUUGUUUUUAUUUUCAUGGAUCAACCCAUCUCUGACUUCCUCCCUUUUUUCUACUGCUCUUACUUUUUGGUGUACCACAACCAUCUCUGUCUAUACUUCUCGUUCUUCUUUCCAGACUUGUUUGAGGUCUGUUAAUAGCCUUUUUAUGUCCCCUUUCGUCAAUGGGGAUGAAUCGUUAUCAGAUUCUGAGGACUGGUAUAAUUUUCCAGGCUCAGAUGAGGCAAGGGAUCUCUCUUCCUCCUGGGAGUCCUCGGAGGCCUCUGAUUCAGCAGGAGCUGCAGGCGCUAUCUUUGGAGGCACAGGUGGUGUAGGUGACAUGAAGGAGAGCCUAAAAUCUUAUGCCCAAUAUGUUUCUGGAUGCUGAUGUUUUUUAUUUCUGAACUCCAUCUUGUCUCUUGGGGGUGCAAGUUAUUGCGCCAGGUUUGUUAUAUUGUGGUGCUAGAGCAUCUGUACAGCUCCACUAACACGCGUCUGUGCAGCUUCUCUGUCAACCACUCCCCCUUAGGUAUUUAUUUUAAUUAAAUGUUUCAUAAGUAAUUUACUAUAACUUUACUAAAUAUUAUUUGGGAUAUUGCACAGUGUCAGUCAGACCGUGGAUUACAGAAACUAAUCCAUGGAUGACACUAUUAUUAUUUUUGUUAUUAUUUAUAUAGCUCCAACAAAUUUCACAGCACUUUACAAUGGGUGGACUAACAAACAUGUAAUUGCAACCCGACAAGUUGGACGUACAGGAACAGAGGGGUUGAGGGCCUUGCUCAAUGAGCUUACAGAGGGAGUGGAGUAAAGUGACACAAAAGGUAGGAGAAAAGGACAGGAGUAGAGAAGUAGAUUGGUAAAAUAGUAUUUACUGGAGACUUUUGGUGGUGUGUUUAUUAAUUACAUUUGCAGAGCAAUCAAUUGGGAGCUAUUAACAGUGUAAUUGAUACACUUUCGUGUUUUUUUUUUUUUUUUUGCCUGUUAAAAGAAAUAUAUAUAUAUAUAUAUAUAUAUAUAUAUAUAUAUAUCACGGACUGCUUAAAAAUUAUAGAUGGGAUAUCUUCAUAGUCUCAACUAUAGUAACAAAUCAAAAGGCUUCUGAAUCAACUCUACGCUUCACCCUUACUUGGCCAUCAAAAUGAGUAAUAGUAAUGCCAAUUCCCUUUACUAAAACCCCAGGGCAUGUGUAAAUUUGCUUUAUAAGUAAUUUGUUGCUAUAGUAUUUCAUUCAGUUUUCUGCAGAAAUUGCCAGGUAAAACACCACGUAUCAGGGAAUUCCACUGAUGGCUACUUUUGUCACAGUAGCGAAGAUUAACAAUUACUAACAUCCUAUACCAGGGACUACAUCUCCCAUAAUGCUCUUACAACCAUAAUGCUGGCAAAGCAUCAGGGGAGAUGUAGUCCAAAACAUCUGGAGUGCUUUAGGUUGCUUACCCCUGUCCUAUACUACAGCUGUAGUUGGGUUUAGAUCUACACUGAUAUGCAUGUGCAUGUAUGUGUCAGGGUCACCUCUUCCUCACCCUCACUGUUCUCAAUUCCACAUCCUAUCUACCCACACCAUGACUCAAAUCCAUAUCCUAUCUACCCACACCAUGACUCAAUUCCACAUCCUAUCUACCCACACCAUGACUCAAAUCCACAUCCUAUCUACCCACACCAUGACUCAAUUCCAGAGCCUAUCUACCUACAACAUGACUCAAAUCCACAUCCUAUCUACGCACACCAUGACUUAAACCCACAUCCUAUCUACCCACACCAUGACUAAAUUCCACAUCCUAUCUACACACACCAUGACUCAAAUCCACAUCCUAUCUACCCACACCAUGACUCAAUUACACAUCCUAUCUACCCCCACCAUGACUCAAACCCACAUCCUAUCUACCCACAAUACGACGCAAAUCCACAUCCUAUUUACCUACACCAUGACUCAAAUCCACAUCCUAUCUACCCACACCAUGACUCAAUUCCACAUCCUAUCUACCCACACAAUGACUCAAUUCCAUAUCCUAUCUACCCACACCAUGACUCGAUUCCACAUCCUAUCUACCCACACCAUGACUCGAUUCCACAUCCUAUCUACCCAAACCAUGACUCAAAUCCACAUCCUAAUUACCCACACCAUGACCCAAAUCCACAUCCUAUCUACCCACACCACGACUCAAUUCCACAUUCUAUCUACCCACACCAUGACUCAAUUCCACAUCCUAUCUACCCACACACUGACUCAAAUCCACAUCCUAUUUACCCACACCAUGACUCAAAUCCACAUCCUAUCUACCCACACCAUGACUCAAAUCCACAUCCUAUCUACCCACACCAUGACUCAAUUCCACAUCCUAUCUACACACACCAUGACUCAAUUCCACAUCCUAUCUACCCACAGCAUGACUCAAUUACACAUCCUAUCUACCCCCACCGUGACUCAAACCCACAUCCUAUCUACCCACAAUACGACGCCCACAUCCUAUACCCACACCUGACUCAAAUCCACAUCCUAUCUACCCACACCAUGACUCAAUUCCACAUCCUAUCUACCCACACCAUGACUCAAAUCCACAUCCUAUUCUACCCACACCAUGACUACCCACACCAUGACUCAAAUCCACAUCCUAUCUACCCACACCAUGACUCAAAUCCACAUCCUAUCUACCCACACCAUGACUCAAAUCCACAUCCUAUCUACCCACACCAUGACUCAAAUCCACAUCCUAUCUACCCACACCAUGACUCAAUUCCACAUCCUAUCUAUCCACACCAUGAUUCAAUUCCACAUCCUAUCUAACCACACCAUGCCUAAAUCCAUAUCUGCCAUAGCUAAACCCACAUCCGUCCCAUGCAUGCCAAUAUCUGCAUGCAGCCUAUUUACAUUGUGCCUAAAUCUCCAUCCUUCUCAUUCCGCUGUACCAAAUUCACAAUCCCACUGCCCAAAAUGCACAAUCCACAUGUUUCCCACCCACACAAAAAAACAUCCAACCACACUUAACUACUACAUUAAAAUUUUACAUGUUGACUAGGAUUAAAGAUUUUAAGAACAACCCCAUGGCUCCCUAAACAAAUGUAGAGAAAACAUAGAGUUGAAUCAAUCUGUUUCAUUUUAAUGAAUCCUUUCAUUUUAUUUAUCUCCAAACAGGCUCCAUGUCCGCAACCAGAAGAAAUGUAUGGAUCCUAACAUCAAGUCUCUGAGAAAGUGGAUCAAAAAACACCUUGCCGCAAGUGGAGUGUGA